This is a messenger RNA of Cladocopium goreaui, 658 nucleotides long. The record is from the annotation of a GenBank genome assembly. Lineage: Eukaryota; Dinophyceae; Suessiales; Symbiodiniaceae.
GCUGGUUGGCUGGUUUUGUUUGCCUUUAAGUUUUGCUGGUGGUUUGAGCAAGCUGCAAGCCGUCAAAAGGGUGCCAAGAUGCUGCUUGGUGGUUCACACCACCCCAACUGGUCAGUAAUGGAAGUAGGUUCCCUGACAGAUUUCCUCCAUUCGAUCCAGUUUCCAGAUCUCUUGGGGCGUGCUGACGACUUUCAGUGUCUGGGCAUGACGGGUCAGUGGAUCAUGAGUCGCCAGGAUCGCCAGUUGGCGUCAGUGGAUCAUGGCUCCGGUUUGGCGUCAGAGGCGCACGGCACUCGUCCUUCGGGACUCAGGCGUGAGAAGGACUUGGACUUGGAGCCUGGGCGAUUGGUGGCUCAGUUUGGAAAGAGUCAAACGGAGAGAUGGCUGGAGGCAUUUCAUGGCGUGCCAUUUGCAGCCAUACCGAUACCUGAAGAUUCUGGUGCAUGCAAGAUGUCAUCAAUGAUGAUGAUUGGUCUUCCAAGAAGAAGUUCCACGAGCGAAGGUGCCCUGCGUGACGCCGCGGCCAAGAGCCAGCUCCCCGAGGAGAUGCAGCCAGCGAUGCGGUGGAUUUUGACCCAGCCUACCAGGGCCAUCCCUUAUGGAAGAUCUUCAUUGACCACAGAGAUAUUUUUUCAGUCCAUAGGUCUGGGUGAGACCC